AUGCUGAGAAAUUUAUCGUUAAAGAGUACCAGGCAAUUCAGCGGUGUUAGAUGUCAAUCAACACUCCCUUCACUUACAAAUCUAAACGCCAGCUGGAACACCUUGUCCACUGAAGAGAAGCAAGCGGUUUACACUGGAAUCGUUGAAAGGCAGAAAUUGAACUGGAAUGAAUUGAGUUUGGAGGAGAAGAGAGCUGCAUACUUCAUUUCAUUUGGCUCACAUGGGCCUCGUAAAGCACUCGUCGAGGAAGGUGGUAAUACAAAGGUAUUUGUUGGUGUUGUAGCAUCUUUGGCUGCAACCGCUGCACUUUACUUCGGAAUAAGAUCAUUCGCAGCACCACCACCUCAAACAAUGUCAAAGGAAUGGCAAGAAGCUUCCACAGAGUACAUGAGAGAACAAAAUUCAAACCCUAUCUCUGGUGUUUCCUCUGAAGGCUACAAAGAUGGAACUCCUUCUGGUUUUACUCAGACUGGUCAUCUGGCUCAUUUUAAUCUGAAACCUGAGUUUAAUACAUACAAACAUCUCAUUGGUCAAGUCAUUCUAGACAAGAAUCAAAACAUUGACACAGUAGUUAACAAGUUGGAUACUAUUGAUAACCAAUUCAGAGUUUUCCCUAUGGAGCUUUUAGCUGGUGCUCCUAACUAUAUAGUCACCACAAAAGAAUCUGAUUCAGUUUUCACCUUUGACUUCUCAAAAGUUUAUUGGAAUUCAAGGCUCUCAACUGAGCACUCACGUAUAAUUAACCUCUUCAAACCUUUUCAAGUUGUCGCUGAUGUUAUGGCUGGCGUUGGCCCUUUCGCUAUCCCUUCUGGUAGAAAUUCUACACGGUUCUUAGCAAAUGAUCUCAAUCCUGAUAGUUUUCACUGGCUUAAACAUAAUAUCAAGCAAAAUAAAGUUGACUCAUUUGUUAGACCGUCUAAUUUGGAUGGAAGGGAGUUCAUAAAAUCUGCACACAAAUCUCUCAAAUCCAAUCCAUUCCCUGAAACAACACCAAUACUCACCCAAAAACAACAAAAGGAGCUAAAGAGAUCGGUUACUCAAUUCCCAACUCAUCCUCCACAAGAUUACAUUGAUCACUACGUGAUGAACUUACCUGCAACCGCAAUAGAAUUCUUAGAUGCUUUUAAGCCGACAUACACUGAAAUUCAGCAACAAAACAAACACAACCAGCAAGCACUCUCACUGACACGGCCAAUGGUACAUGUUCACUGCUUUUCGAAGGCUGAAGAUAAGCAACUUGCGACUGCGGAAAUAUGUGAGAGAGCAACAAAUGCACUAGAUCACCCUAUCACACCUGAUAUCGAUGAUUACAACUUACAUCACGUUAGAUCUGUAGCUCCGAAUAAGGAAAUGUACUGUCUCAGCUUCCGCAUUCCGCAAUUCGUCUAA
This is a messenger RNA of Wallemia ichthyophaga EXF-994, 1389 nucleotides long. Its product is annotated as tRNA (guanine(37)-N1)-methyltransferase. Gene Ontology annotation, cellular component: mitochondrial matrix; cytoplasm. The record is from RefSeq and is a predicted model, not a curated record. Bases 1 to 1389 code for a protein of 462 amino acids. Gene Ontology annotation, biological process: tRNA N1-guanine methylation; mitochondrial tRNA methylation; mitochondrial electron transport, cytochrome c to oxygen. The transcript has 4 exons. Lineage: Eukaryota; Fungi; Basidiomycota; Wallemiomycetes; Wallemiales; Wallemiaceae.